Molecule: messenger RNA, 1743 nt
Organism: Trifolium pratense (red clover)
Lineage: Eukaryota; Viridiplantae; Streptophyta; Magnoliopsida; Fabales; Fabaceae
Product: protease HtpX homolog
Exons: 9
Coding region: 369-1340 (323 amino acids)
Biological process (GO): CAAX-box protein processing
Cellular component (GO): endoplasmic reticulum membrane
Molecular function (GO): metalloendopeptidase activity
Source: RefSeq, a predicted model, not a curated record
GAACAUAAUCCAAAUUGGACUAUCCAUCCACACACACCACAUGUUACUAUGUUGAACGCAGUGGUAUAUUGGUGAUGAAUGAACCAGCCAGCCAGCCAGCCAGCCAGCAGAAGUUACUUAAGUCAACAAAGAGACGACAACGAAGUGGCGCGAAACAAAUACCAUAGCUACUGUUGUGGUUACAACUUCCUUUACGUUAACCACUAUCGCAAAAUCCCAAACUAACAACUUUCAAUUCAAGCCCCAAAUAUCACCAUGCUAUUUUUCACUCUCUCACAAAACUCUCAACAAACUCAAUCUCUUUUCAUUCCCAAACAAAUCUAAUUAACCAAACCAACCACCGCUUCUUUCAAUUCCAUUUCCAUUCCAUGGCUUCCGUUCCUUUCACUUCUCAGCCACUCGGUUUCGUUACUUCGGACAGAUUCCGGUUCGCGAGGGUUCAGAAGAAUCAGAAACUCGGAUUUCCUGUUUCUAGAGCUGCUUCUGGUUCUGGUUCUGCUGCUUUAGCAUUUCGAGAUCUUGAUGCUGAUGAUUUUCGUCAUCCUCUUGAUAAACAGAAUACAAUGAUGCUGAGGGCGAUUCCGGGAUUGAAAGAAGUGGGCAAAGCUCUUCUAGGAACUGUAACUGAGCAGGUCAUGCUCCUUGAGAACAUAGGGACAUCUAUUCUUGUCUCCAAAAAUCAGCUUUCUGAUCUUCACAACUUAAUGGCGGAAGCUGCACAAAUAUUAAAUGUCAGUGCCCCUGAUCUAUAUGUUCGUCAAAGUCCUGUGCCAAAUGCAUAUACAUUAGCGAUAAGCGGUAAACAACCAUUUGUUGUUAUUCAUACUAGCCUAGUGGAGCUUCUGACAAGAGCAGAGUUGCAGGCUGUUUUGGCUCAUGAGUUGGGUCACCUAAAAUGUGAUCAUGGUGUAUGGCUUACAUAUGCAAAUAUUCUAACCCUUGGAGCCAAUAGUGUACCUGGCAUUGGAGGUCUGAUAGCUCAAACCCUGGAAGAGCAGAUAUUCCGCUGGCUUCGAGCAGCUGAGUUAACUUGUGAUCGUGCAGCUCUUCUCGUUGCUCAAGACCCUAAGGUUGUCAUCUCUGUCCUGAUGAAAUUAGCUGGUGGAAGCCCAUCUUUGGCUGAUCAACUGAAUGUCGAUGCAUUCCUAGAGCAAGCUCGCUCUUAUGAAAAAGCUUCUUCCAGCCCCGUUGGAUGGUACAUAAGGAAUGCUCAAACGAGUCAACUGUCACAUCCUCUGCCUGUUCUACGGGCUAGUGAAAUUGAUGAAUGGUCAAGAAGUUCAGCUUAUAGAUCUCUUCUGAAACGUGGGAUACCUAUUAGGCCACAACAAAAAUUCUAGCUGUGUCCACAUUGUUCAAAAUGCACAACAGCUCAAGUGCAGUGAAGCAAUGGUGAAACACCCUGGAAAGCAAUAAGUUUUAUUUAUUAAGGAUCUACAGUACAGCUGAUGCAAAACUAUUACCUCAUACUGGUACUGCAGAUCAGUAAAUCUAUACAUGUAUAUUCAUUUUGAUUAUUAUUAAAAUGGUCAAGCUGUAAGUAGAAUUUUGAUGAUAAGUGGGAUUAUUUUUUCUGGGAACACUGGCCCUUUGAAAGAAAAGAAUUGUAUAUUAUAGAUAUUAACCGACAAGAUAGAAACUCAUCUAUGUAAAUUUCAUGAUUGAAAGAUUUAAGUGUUGUACCUUAUAAACUUUGUAUGAAUAAUAGUAAGUACAUAUAUAAAAAAAUUCUUUGGCAGCAUA